This is a messenger RNA of Rhodotorula graminis WP1, 3792 nucleotides long. RefSeq lists its product as uncharacterized. The record is from RefSeq and is a predicted model, not a curated record. Gene Ontology annotation, biological process: fatty acid beta-oxidation; tetrapyrrole biosynthetic process. Lineage: Eukaryota; Fungi; Basidiomycota; Microbotryomycetes; Sporidiobolales; Sporidiobolaceae. The transcript has 16 exons. Bases 1 to 3792 code for a protein of 1263 amino acids. Gene Ontology annotation, molecular function: GTPase activity; acetyl-CoA C-acetyltransferase activity; GTP binding.
AUGUACCGCCUCGUGACGGGCUUUGUCGCCCACCUCAUGCAGAAACAAGAGUACUCGGUCCUCAUCAUGGGCCUCGACAACGCCGGCAAGACGACCUUCCUCGAGAAGGUCAAGAGCACCUUCAACCGCACGGCCGACAUUGACCCCAAGAGCAUCGCGCCCACGAUCGGACAGAACAUCGGGCGGAUCACGCUCUCGUCGACCGUGCUGCAGUUCUGGGACCUCGGCGGGCAACGCGACAUCCGCAGCAUCUGGACCAAGUACUACGCCGACUGCCACGCCGUCGUCUUUGUCAUCGACUCGACCGACAAGGAGCGGAUAGAGGAGUGCUGGGCCGUCUUUGAGACGAUCGUGACGGACCACCGCGUCGACGGCGUCCCGACGCUCGUGCUCGCCAACAAGCAGGACUGCGAGGGCGCCAUGGCCGUCGAGGACAUCAAGCAAAUGUUCAACCGCCACAUCGUCGACAAGCUCGACGUGAGCGAGAGCGCCGUCCUGCCCAUCUCUGCGCUGCGAGGAGACGGCAUUCGAGAGGCGGUCGACUGGCUUUUCCUGCGAGUGCAUCACGCGUGCCCGUUCCUGCGCCAGUCGCCCGUCGCGGCCCUGCGCUCCUACUCGACCCAGCGCUCGCUCGUCCCCGCCCCCGGCGGCAACCGCCUCGCCGAGCUCGCGUCGACCCAGUGCCCGCUCAUGCGCACCGCCCUCGUCCACACCCAGCGCAACGUCGCCCCCGCCGCCGCCCACGGCCUCCACACGCGCGCUGCCGACGCCACCACCACCACCACCACCGAGGCCAACCACCUGUCGCUCAAGAAGUCGUCGUCGUCGUCGCCUGCCCGUGGCUACGCGUCGGUCGCCGAGGUCGAGCAGGACGCCCUGCGCCGCGCCGUCGACCCGAGCGGCGCCGAGCAGGUCGGCGCCCCCUCGUUCGUCAACCCGGCGUCGACGACCGACUCGCCGUCGUCGGCGGGCAGCAGCGCGGCCACCCAGGACGGCGCGUCGCAGCAGCAAGCGCACGCGUCGGACCGCCCGACGUGCGCGCUCGGGUUCGCCAAGCACAACGUGACGAGCCAUAGACCCGGCUUCGACUACGAGGCCUUCUACGGCAGCGAGCUGGCGAAGAAGCACCAGGACAAGUCCUACCGCUACUUCAACAACGUCAACCGGCUCGCUGCCAAGUACCCCGUCGCCCACACGGCCAACAAGGCCGAUGAGGUGACCGUGCACUGCUCCAACGACUACCUCGGCAUGGGCAGGCACCCCGUGACGCUCGCGGCGAUCCACGAGACGCUCGACACGUACGGCGCCGGCGCGGGCGGGACGCGCAACAUUGCCGGCAACGGCGCCAUGCACCUCGCGCUCGAGGCCGAGCUCGCGCAGCUGCACCACAAGCCGGCGGCGCUCGUCUUCAGCUCGUGCUACGUCGCCAACGUCGAGACCUUGUCGACGCUCGGCGCCAAGUUGCCCGGCUGCGUCAUCCUGUCGGACGAGAUGAACCACGCGUCCAUGAUUCAGGGCAUGCGGCACUCGCGCGCGCCCAAGGUCAUCUUCAAGCACAACGACCUCGCCGACCUCGAGCGCAAGCUGCAGCAGCUCCCCGUCGACGUGCCCAAGCUCAUCGCGUUCGAGUCGGUCUACUCGAUGUCGGGCACGGUCGGGCCCAUCAAGGAGAUCUGCGACCUCGCCGACAAGUACGGCGCCCUGACGUUCCUCGACGAGGUGCACGCCGUCGGCAUGUACGGCCCGACGGGCGCCGGCGUCGCCGAGCACCUCGACUGGGCGCAGAACGCGCUCGGCGGCGCAAAGGGCAACGUCAUGGACCGCGUCGACAUCAUCACGGGCACGCUCGGCAAGGCGUACGGCGUCGUCGGCGGCUACAUUGCCGGCAGCACCCGGUUCGUCGACAUGGUGCGCUCGUACGCGCCCGGCUUCAUCUUUACGACGUCGCUCCCGCCGUCGACGGCGGCCGGCGCGCGCGCGUCGAUCGCGUACCAGCGCGAGCACCUCGGCGACCGCCAGGGGCAGCAGCGCAACGUCGCCAAGGUCAAGCGCGACCUGACGGCGAUCGGCAUCCCCGUCAUCCCCAACCCUUCGCACAUUGUGCCCCUCCUCGUCGGCAACGCCGAGCUCGCCAAGCGCGCGUCCGACCUCCUCCUCACCAAGCACAAGCUGUACAUCCAGAGCAUCAACUUCCCGACCGUGUCGGUCGGCGACGAGCGCCUGCGCAUCACGCCGAGCCCGCUCCACACGGACGCCCAGCUCGCCGACCUCGUCAACGCGCUCGACAGCGUGUGGGACGAGCUCGGCCUCAAGCGCACGAGCGAGUGGGCGGCCCAGGGCGGCCACUGCGGCGUCGGCCUCGACGCUGUCGAGGGCGCAAAGGCGCCCGAGGUCGUCAACCUGUGGACCGACGAGCAGCUCGCGUUCGCCGACCUCGACGCGGCGCGCAAGGCGGCCAAGGCGGCCGUGGGCGCCAAGGGCGACGCCGUGUGGGCCGCGAGCGAACUGACCCUCGCACUCGUCCCUCCCCUCGUUCCCCCUCGUCGCGCUCCCCCCUUCCCUCGUGGCAACAACCUCCCCUCGAACGACCGCGCCGCCGCCCAGUCUUCUUCUACUGCUCCUGCCGGCCUCCGCGAGGUCUUCAUCGUCGGUGCUGCCCGCACCCCGGUCGGCUCGUUCCAGGGCGCGCUCAAGGCUGCCUCGGCCGUCCAGCUCGGCGUCGCCGCCGUCAAGGGCGUCCUGAGCCAGUCCAAGGUGCCCGCCGACCAGGUCGAGGACCUCUACUUUGGCCAGGUCCUCCAGGGCGGCUCGGGCCAGAGCCCGGCCCGCCAGGUCGUCAUCGGUGCCGGUCUCCCCGAGUCGACCGAGGCCACCACCGUCAACAAGGUCUGCGCUUCGGGCAUGAAGGCUGUCAUGCUCGCGUCGCAGAACAUCCAGACGGGCCAGCGUGACCUCAUGGUCGCGGGCGGCAUGGAGAGCAUGUCGAACGCGCCGUUCUACAUGCCCCGCACCCCGGCCACCUUUGGCCACGUGCAGGCGCUCGACGCCAUCGUCAAGGACGGCCUCACCGACGUCUACGGCGACUACCCGAUGGGCAACUGCGCCGAGGAGACGGCCAAGAAGCACCAGAUCACGCGCGAGGACCAGGACAAGUACUGUCUCGAGUCGUACCGCAAGGCGGCCGACGCGUGGAAGGCCGGCGCGUUCAAGAACGAGAUCGCGCCCGUCACGCUCUCGACCCGCGCCGGCGACGUCGUCAUCUCGGAGGACGAGGAGUACAAGAAGAUCAAGCCCGAGAAGGUGGCGAGCCUCAAGCCCGUCUUCAAGAAGGACGGCACCGUGACGGCCGCCAACGCGUCCAACCUCAACGACGGCGCCUCGGCACUCGUCCUCGCGAGCCAGGACAAGGUCAGCGAGCUCGGCCUCACCCCGCUCGCCAAGGUCGUCGCCUUUGCCGACGCCGCGUGCGCCCCGAUCGACUUCCCGAUCGCGCCCGCAAAGGCCAUCCCGGCCGCGCUCAAGCGCGCCGGCAUCACGAUCGACCAGGUGGCCAAGUUCGAGGUCAACGAGGCCUUCUCGGCCGUCGCCAUUGCCAACCAAAAGAUCCUCGACAUCCCGACCGACAAGCUCAACGUGUCGGGCGGCGCCGUCGCGCUCGGACACGCGCUCGGGUCGUCCGGCAGCAGGAUCAUCGUCACGCUCGUGCACCUCCUCCAGCCGGGCGAGUACGGCGUUGCCGGCGUCUGCAACGGCGGCGGCGGUGCCUCGGCCAUCGUCAUCCAGCGCCUCUAA